Molecule: messenger RNA, 186 nt
Organism: Sclerotinia sclerotiorum 1980 UF-70
Lineage: Eukaryota; Fungi; Ascomycota; Leotiomycetes; Helotiales; Sclerotiniaceae
Exons: 2
Coding region: 1-186 (61 amino acids)
Source: RefSeq, a predicted model, not a curated record
AUGUCAAGGAACGUGGGAAGUAGUUGUUACUGGGCUCCUUCAGCAAAUAUCUGUGUUAUUUUCCAAGGUUACCCAAACAUUGCUAGCCAUCAACAAAGAACGAUUCUCAACGCUUCGCCCAUCGAGAAAAUCUUAGACCCCAGUCACCUAUCAUCUAUCUCUCUACCUUCUUUCUGUACCACCUGA